Molecule: messenger RNA, 2023 nt
Organism: Plectropomus leopardus (leopard coralgrouper)
Lineage: Eukaryota; Metazoa; Chordata; Actinopteri; Perciformes; Serranidae
Source: RefSeq, a predicted model, not a curated record
AGGCAGCGCAGGGACUGUGGAGAUCCUGCAGCCGCUCCGUGGCACUCUGCGCGCGGAUGAAAAGCGAGGUGGCUGGGGUGACCGGACAAGAGACUCUCUGGGGACUCUCUGCUCGUCAAUUAAAGCCACAGCGGUGCAGAAUGGAUAGAUUUUACGACCAGCAAGUGCCUUACUGUAACUCUAAAAAGCCCCAAGAAAAGACAACGAGCUGCGAAAGGCCAGCAAAUGACAGAAAGAGAAAAUUCAUUAAGUCCGACCUGGCUCUGGACACUGAAGAGCUCUUCCAGGACCUCAGUCAGCUGCAGGAGACUUGGCUGGCGGAAGCUCAAGUUCCCGACAAUGACGAGCAGUUCGUUCCAGACUUCCAGACUGAAAACUUGGCUUUCCACGGACUGCAGCUGAAGAUCAAGAGGGAGCUGCACAGCCCGUGUUCAGAGCUGAGCUCCAACUGUAGUCAGGAACGGCCCUUCAAACUCCAGUAUGGAGAGAAGUGCCCGUACAACGUCAGUGCCUAUGAGCAGAAGCAGCCUGCAGGAAUGAAGCCCUCCAGCCCAGUGACGCCCCCCUGUAGCACCCCUGUUUCCCCCCUCCAUCAUGCCUCACCCACGGCAGCCCCAACGCCCAAACCAGACAGGACCUACGCCCACAUACCGGCCUCGCAGCCGCUCCCUGACAGCGCCUACACUAUGGACCACAGAUUUCGACGUCAGCUCUCAGAGCCGUGCCACUCGUUCCCCUCCCCGCCGACGAUGGCUCGGGACGGCCGGCCCAUCUACCACAGGCAGAUGUCGGAGCCCAACAUCCCCUUUCCUCCUCAAGGCUUCAAGCAGGAGUAUGCCGACCCCCUGUUCGAGCACCCGGCCAUGAUGGGGGCGCCACUACCGCACGCGUACCCCACCACCAUGAUGAUCAAACAGGAGCCUCGGGACUUCACCUACGACUCAGCAGAAGUGCCUAGCUGCCAUUCUGUCUACUUACGGCAAGACGGCUACCUGGCUCACACUAACAGGACUGAAGGUUGUAUGUUUGACAAAGUGGGGAGGCAUUUCUACGAUGAUACCUGCGUGGUGCCUGAAAAGGUUGAAGGUGACAUCAAGCAGGAGUCCGGCAUGUACCGCGAGGGCCCGUCGUACCAGCGCAGAGGCUCGCUGCAGCUCUGGCAGUUCCUGGUGGCUCUGCUGGACGACCCGUCUAACUCCCACUUCAUCGCCUGGACCGGCCGCGGCAUGGAGUUCAAACUCAUCGAGCCAGAGGAGGUGGCACGUCGGUGGGGGAUACAGAAGAAUCGACCGGCGAUGAAUUACGACAAGCUCAGCCGAUCGUUGCGCUACUACUACGAGAAGGGAAUCAUGCAAAAGGUGGCUGGCGAGAGAUACGUCUACAAGUUCGUGUGCGACCCCGAGGCCUUGUUCUCCAUGGCGUUUCCCGACAAUCAGCGGCCGGUGCUGAAGACAGACAUGGAGCGGCAGAUCAACGAAGAGGACACGGUGCCACUGUCGCACUUUGACGAAAACAUGGCCUACGUACAGGAGGGGCCCUACUGCCCGCCGCACCCCUACAGCGAGGGCUACGUUUAUUAACGUCAGCCACACACACACACACACACACACACACGCCUCCACUCUCCCCUCCCCCGCCUCCUCCGUCCAUACACCUGAGACUGUCAUGUCCUCUAAUUCACAGUCGCUCCGGGAAUAAGACUGAGCACACACAUGCAGCGGAGCUUCCCUUCUCUCUCUCUCACGUAAAAACACACACACACACACACACACACACACACACACACAUCCUCUUUUUCUGUUUUUUUCUAAAGCCGCACAGCAGGAUGGAGAGUGCACUUUAUGGACAGGAAGCGCGGCGUUAACCUGCCAGGGGCCGGCUAUGUGGUUGUUUAUGUUUGUACAUUAAUGUUGGAAUCAUUCUGAUUUUAUUCUUAUGAUUUUGAGCGUGUGGCGCCCUGCUGAGACAGGACUCAACGGCCACCUCGUGGUCGCACAGCGACCGAAUCUUCUGGCGAGAGAAA